AACGUCUGUUGAGCUCAAACAGGGGCUAUGUAUGGAUUUUUAUAAUUUGCAUUUGCUACACCUCAUCUCCCAGAAUUCAAUUGGUUUUGCUGAACAGAAAUGGAGGCGUUCCAUUGCCGCGUGAAUACGCCUCUCUGCAACUCCAACAAUUAUAAUACUAAUUUUUUAGCUUCAAUGCAACGCAUGAUUUCUGUCCAACCGUGCAAUUACGCAAGGCUUCUCUCAGUUUCUUGUUCUUCUGCUGCACCACCGGCUAAGAACAACAAAAGGAGAACUUCAAGGGACUACUCGGCAAAAACUUCCAUUACUACAAGUAGAACAGGUUCUUCAAACCCUGCCGGAAAACCCCAGAAGCUAAAUUCGGAAGUAUCACCCCACAGAGCUGUGUCUGCUGUCAGGUUGAUGAGAAUUGAGCUCGGUGGUGCAUUUGCCGACCUAUUGAAUGACCAAGGAAAGGGUUCAGGGGAUAAUGAAAUGGGAUAUGUUGAAAGAACUCUUGGUUUUCGCACUCGUAAUUUGGAUGACAGAGAUCUCAGACUGGUAUCAGAAAUUGUUGGGGGUACAAUUCGCUGGAGAAAAUAUCUUGAUCAUUUGAUUCUUUCACUCUGCCACGAGGAGAGCACCUUCAGAGACAUGGAGCCUCUUCUAUUGCAGAUUCUUCGAAUAGGUGUUUAUGAGGUCGUCAAGCUAGAAAUGCCUCCAUAUGCAGUUGUCGAUGAGAAUGUAAGGCUUGCAAAGGCUGCACUCAGACCUGGUGCUGGUAAUAUGGUUAAUGGGAUUCUGCGGAAGCUGGUUGUGCUUAAGGAAAGUAACUCACUCCCUUCUCCAAAAGUGGAAGGUGAUGAUCGCCAGCAAGCCCGUGCUCUUGCCACUAUUCAUUCUCAUCCUGUAUGGAUGGUGAGACGAUGGAUGAAGCACCAUGGACAGGAAAAAGCUAUUGAACUAAUGAUGUGGAAUAACAGUAAUCCUUAUUUCAGCCUCAGAGCAAAUACAGGGAAAGGUUUUACAAGGGCUGAUCUAGUAACACAACUUGAAAUGUUCAAGGUUCCAUAUGAACUUUCACCACAUUUGGAUGAUUUUGUUCGUAUCAGAACUGGGAUGCAGGUUAUCAUACAAGCUGGGUUACUGAGAAAAGGUUUAUGUUCUGUCCAGGAUGAGAGUGCCGGCUUGGUAGUCUCUGUUGUGGAUCCAAGGCCUGGGGACACUAUUGUUGAUUGUUGUGCUGCUCCAGGAGGAAAGACACUGUUCAUGGCUUCACAAUUGAGUGGUCAAGGUAGCAUAUGUGCCAUCGACAUAAACAAAGGCCGACUGAGAAUCCUUAAAGAGACAGCAGAGUUGCAUGAAGUUGAUAGUGUUGUCACUACUGCUCAUGCUGAUCUUCGUACAUUAGCUGACAAGAAUUGUGCAAAAUCUGAUAAAGUUUUGCUUGAUACUCCUUGCUCAGGAUUGGGUGUUCUCUCUAAGAGAGCAGAUUUGCGAUGGAAUAGGAGACUGGAAGACAUGAAGGAACUUAAGCACUUACAAGAUGAACUACUUGAUGCCGCUUCCAUGUUAGUGAAGAUUGGUGGAGUAUUAGUAUACAGCACCUGUUCAAUUGAUCCAGAUGAGAAUGAAGAAAGAGUGGGUGCUUUUCUUCAGAGGCAUCCAGAAUUCUACGUAGAUCCUGCUGAUAGAUACGUACCUUCCACUUUUGUUACCGAGAAUGGAUUCUAUAGUUCUAAUCCCGUCGAACAUUCACUUGAUGGAGCCUUUGCAGCUCGUCUUCUUCGAUCUAGAUGAAUGACGAAGCUCGGAAGUGAUAAAUUUUACUGGCCCUGAAAUUGUCGCUUCACAUGACUUCAUUGAUUUCGGGACGAAGUUCAACUUAAUAGAAUCUUGCAGAAAGAGGUCUAACUCGAGACGGAAGUGGACUGGAAGAAUUUAGAUUUCACUAUUUAGGACUUCUUUGCUGGAGUAUCGGAGGAAGGGAGACCUUAAUGCAGAAGAUACGUAAGUUUACUAGUUCAUUCGGAUGGCAUUCUGAUAUAGGAUUUGCUGCUGGCGUGGCAAGCUGCUUGAUCAGCUUCCGACAAGGAGUGAUUGAAUGGCUUUAACUAUGGAAGACUAGAACGAGAAAACCUUUAAUAUGUACCAGUUGAAUCAAGAAAAAUCAUCUACCAGUUGUUCCAUGUCUAAACAUAUUAUGAAGUGAAGCAUGUAAAGGACACCUCAAUGAAGUGGUGUCUACCAUGACCUGUAGGGAUUCUAUGUAAUUUUUGUGGAGAAAGUUGGUUUUGAUUGAUAGUGAUUGGUGGAAUGUUUUCUAAGAACUUACUGUUCAUAGAAUCUCUCCAUUGCACUAUACUUUCUUCUAUAGAGAUUGUGUAGUAAUUAUAGCUUUCCAUGGCUGUCUUAGUUAUAAAGUGUAGCUGAUUCUUGUCUUAAUUGGCAAAAAAUGGGAUUGUGUUCA
Molecule: messenger RNA, 2449 nt
Organism: Olea europaea var. sylvestris
Lineage: Eukaryota; Viridiplantae; Streptophyta; Magnoliopsida; Lamiales; Oleaceae
Product: probable ribosomal RNA small subunit methyltransferase B
Exons: 18
Coding region: 100-1779 (559 amino acids)
Biological process (GO): RNA methylation; regulation of DNA-templated transcription
Molecular function (GO): methyltransferase activity; RNA binding
Source: RefSeq, a predicted model, not a curated record